AUGAGGAGAGGUCCGUUCCACGCAGCGAAAUCCAUAGCACCAGUCGUGCACCCUUCGCCACUUGACGAUGUCAAGGUGUCCAAACCUGGCAGCGUCAUCCAUGGCCCCACCGGUUCAUCGCUGAAAGCCCGAACCAAACCUUCAUUCAAGAACGAGGGCGAGUUUAAGAAAGCGGUGGAGUUGCAUCUCGACUGGUACAACCGUGACCCGACGCCGUUCGUCUCGUUGUUCGACAGCGAAAAACAUGUCUGGAACUGGGCUAAGUACCACUUGGGACGUCACAACAACGACAUUGUCCUCUUGAAAAUUAAGGCGUCGGAACUGGGUUCGCUCUUUCGAGUGUGGUACUUGGUACAAUGCAAACUGGUUCAAACAUCGAUACGCAAGGAAUGGUACGAUGAAGGGUUCUUGGUGCUACGUAAGAUCCCCCGCCAAAGUAUUAUACAAACGAUCCACAUAUCACAAAUUGAAAAUUAUUCAAGCGAGGGCAGUGACAUAACAAGUAUUGACUCCGAUUCCGACUCCGACUCCGAUGUUAGCGAUACCGUCGAUGGUUGA
Molecule: messenger RNA, 558 nt
Organism: Phytophthora nicotianae INRA-310
Lineage: Eukaryota; Oomycota; Peronosporomycetes; Peronosporales; Peronosporaceae
Exons: 3
Coding region: 1-558 (185 amino acids)
Source: RefSeq, a predicted model, not a curated record